Molecule: messenger RNA, 6821 nt
Organism: Pectinophora gossypiella (pink bollworm)
Lineage: Eukaryota; Metazoa; Arthropoda; Insecta; Lepidoptera; Gelechiidae
Gene: Hex-A
Product: hexokinase type 2
Exons: 9
Coding region: 398-1753 (451 amino acids)
Biological process (GO): glucose 6-phosphate metabolic process; glycolytic process; intracellular glucose homeostasis
Cellular component (GO): cytosol; mitochondrion
Molecular function (GO): mannokinase activity; D-glucose binding; fructokinase activity
Source: RefSeq, a predicted model, not a curated record
AUCCAAGUCUGUCGGUUCCCGUGCCAAUGCGCCUGCGAUUCGUUACCUAACCUCGGCACAACCGACAGUUGUGCGGCGAGACCCAAGUCCACCACAUACGAACAAAACGUCUUUAUUGACGCAUAAAAGUGAAUUAGUUUAUUGUUACAGUUAUCCGUAAUAUGAGAUAGAAUAAAACCCCGACGGAUAAUGACACUUGUAAUUUUAUAAUUCAUAUCUCUCAUUGCGGCAAAUUCCUCCGUAUAUCCAUAUAGAUAAAGAUUACAGUGGUAAUUCCAAAGAUAAAAGAUUUUAUUGUUAGGAUCAAGUAGAAAACUUGCGUUGUUGAAGUCAAACACUCAUUUCUAUAGUUGUUGUGCUACGGAGUGCAUUGCAAGCUUACCAACGACCGCACAAGAUGGCCCAUGAUGACGUAAAGUUUAAAAUUCGCGAAGAAUGCGAGGUGCUGCAAAUGACGGACAAGCAGCUCCGGGAGAUCAUGAAGAGACUCCACAACGAUCUCGUAAAAGGUCUCGGAAAAGAUACACACGCGAAGUCCAUUGUCAAAUGCUGGAUAACAUACAUACAGGACUUACCUAACGGAAAAGAACGUGGCAAAUUUUUGGCGCUAGAUCUAGGAGGCACAAACUUCAGAGUACUGAUCAUUAACUUAGGAGAGAACCACUUCGAUAUGCAGUCCAAAAUUUAUGCUAUCCCACAACACAUUAUGACUGGUACUGGGAUGGCUCUAUUUGACCACAUAGCUGAAUGUUUAGCGAACUUUAUGAAGGAACAUGGCGUUUAUGAAGAGCGCUUGGCGCUUGGGUUUACUUUUAGCUUUCCACUGAAACAACUUGGACUCACUAAGGGAAUUUUGCAACGUUGGACCAAAGGAUUUUCCUGCUCUGGUGUAGUUGGCGAAGAUGUAGUCCAAGGACUCAAAGACGCGAUCGCCAGACGAGGGGACGUACAGAUUGAUAUAUGCGCUAUUCUGAAUGACACCACGGGUACAUUGAUGUCUUGCGCGUGGAAAAACCACAACUGCAAAAUCGGACUCAUCGUUGGUACCGGCAGCAACGCUUGUUACGUGGAAAAGACGGAAAACUGCGAUCAGUUUGAUGGCGAGGCGGGCAAACCGGAACUACUCAUAAACACUGAGUGGGGCGCUUUUGGAGAUGAUGGUACUUUGGACUUCGUACGGACAGAGUUUGAUCGCGAAGUCGACUCCAAUUCCAUUAAUCCAGGCAAACAGAUUCAAGAGAAGAUGAUCUCCGGCAUGUACAUGGGUGAGCUGGUGCGAUUGGCGCUAGUGAAGUUUACGAAAAUGGGGCUGUUGUUCGGCGGACGUGGCUCCGAUCUGCUCUUCCAACGUGGCAGCUUCUACACCAAAUACGUCUCGGAAAUCGAGUCCGACAAAGCUGGCGACUUCACAAGUUGCAUGGAGGUUCUUGAAGAACUUGGGUUGUCACACGCAACGGAGACCGACAUGGCGAGCGUGCGGCACGUGUGUGAGUGCGUGUCGCGGCGCGCGGCUCACCUGGUCUCCGCCGGUAUCGCGACCCUUCUCAACAAGAUGAACGAGCCACGCGUCACCGUCGGCAUCGACGGUUCCGUCUACCGCUUCCAUCCUCACUUCCACACGCUUAUGUGCGACAAGAUUGCGCAGCUCGUCAACCCUGGCAUACAGUUCGACCUGAUGUUAUCGGAGGAUGGCAGCGGCCGCGGCGCGGCGCUAGUCGCUGCGGUGGCGUGCCGUCAGAGCCAGGGCGCGUAGACGCAGCCGCCACCGCAGCUGUCUUCUGUCAGCGUCUCUCCGCCGGCUGCCCAGGUGGCCCUUCGACCGGCGCGCUACCCUCGUCGGUCGCUCACUCGCUUUAACUUCACGGCUCUCGACAAUACAAUUCACCCGAGACCGUACGUCGGAAAUGGAAUUUCUUAAGUUCUCAGCCAAACACGGCAAGCAUAAAAUUUACACGCUUAUGAAGUUCCUGCUCCGACUCGAGGUGGUUUAGUGCUGUCAUAAGAUAAAAAUAGUACCAACUAAUUUAGUCUUAUGAUAUCCGCUGUGUGCUUGGGUCGAACGAUUUUGCGUUUGCUCUCUGUUGGAAGUCUCGUUAGAACUCGGCCAUGCGCCAUGUUCGUUUUCCGAAAUGUUUCCUGAAGCAGCAUCUGAGGAUAGGCAAUAUUGGCACUAGGAUUGAUGUCCGAAAUCACAAUGAAAUAUAACAUUUAGGGUUGAAAUGUACUUAUUUACGGUCUUAGUCUAGUCACAAAUCAGAUUUUAAAAGAUGGCUACUUAAACUUUUGUUAUUCUGACAUUCUUCGUUGGUUAUAUUAGUAUUGCAACAAGACUGAUUUAAAAUUAGAAACAUCAAUACGCCCCGGAAGCGCUGCAGCGUGCAGUGUAAUUGAUCUUAGUGUCGUGUCGCGGCCGGCCGUGCUCUGCCAUGUCGGCAAGCGCCUAUCUUAGCCAGCACACAGUUACACGGUCCGAACUAUAGUUUUCAGUGACUAAUAUUAUGUUAUGAUUUAGCAAUAUGUAAGUAGUUUAGCAUUGUACAUUAACGGAGAGAACGCUCUAUAAGUAACAAUAAGUACCUAUAUGUAAUAAUAAUAAUUUUAUAUAGCUAUUGUUGAAAAUUAUGAAGAAAUUAUUAUCCCUUAGAAAAUUAAUUACUAACGUAAUUAUACGUACGUCUUUAGAUGCAACGCAUAUUUAUAUAGGUACGUGUUAUGUACAGCGAAAUAUCAGUGAUUUUUUAUUGUACAGAAGCAGUAAUAUUUGGCUCGUGAAUUUUACCGUUGUAGACGAUUGUUAGUAAUAGAUAGGUUCCAAUACUUGAGCGACACACGUGGCAAUCUCAAUAUAAUUCUCUAUAAGGAUGGUACGUCUAGUACAGAAUAUCAUUUAUGAUCAUUCCAUUUACCGACCAGUCCCUGGUACAUAUUAUAUCGCAGCUUCUCUAGCGAUUCAAAACAUUUGGUACGAGUGCAAAUGAAUCUAUUCAAACUCAACAAACACGUCCUUACAUUAUUUUGACGGUUAAGCUAAAGUACUUUGGAAGAUAUUAAAGAUUCUUUAGUAAGAUUUUGAUAUUUUUCUGUGAUAGAUCUAGGACUAUUUGAUAAAUAUUAGUUGGUAAUUUCAUUUAUUAUUAAACAUCAUCAAAGCACAAUCUGAAAUAGAAAAGAAUAUCUAAUGUUAAUUAAUGUAUGUUUCAACUCUCAUAUUAUUAUAUUUUCAUUCUGUUGUUAAUGUAAAUCUCGUUAACUAGCAAUAAGUCGGUAUCCACGUUGACACUUCAUCUGAACAUGCUGCACUGUGCUGUGCUGUGCACUACGCGAGUGUAGACACCGAGAAUAUGCAAUGCACAAAGUAACAUCAAAUAUUCAAUAAGUGAUCACGGCCAUACAAACAUCACAUCGUACCAUAGUUCCUAGAGUUAUAAUUAGGUGCAUUUUGAUUAAGUAUGUGAAUGUCGAAUGUUGUUGCAUAUAGUGUAACAAGCAUUAUGUUUAUUUGUAUGUAAUUACUAUUAAUUAAGUUUAAAGUGUUAAUUUUCGUGUACAAAUAUUUAUUAUAUUUCGUUAAAUUAAAGGAGAAUGGGCGAAUCUGGUCCAAGAACCUCCACUGAUGAGACUUAUAUGUAAUGAAAGCUUAUGCUUUCCCUAUGAAUCUGGCAAAGUCCUAUCAGAUUCUGUCCCGGGGUUCUUUUUUUACGGCCAUGUUUGUCCUGGCUAAAAAUGUGAUAAAAUACAGUGGGAGCUAAAAUCGACUCAAGAUGUGUUGCUGGAUAACUAAGUCUACAUAAAUAAUUAUGUAUCAUAUUGUAUAUCAUUUUAAAGAGGAUCUUUUCCAGAAUCCGAAACAUAAAAAAAAACAAAAAAAAAUCUUUUUGUAAGCGAAUUAUAGUCAAUUUAUAUCUGCAGCGCCAUUGUUUCUCGGUAGCUAAGUUCAAGUUUCAUGCCUUUUACCCCUUCCAAAAGUAUCUUACCGAUUUUUUUUAUAUUGCUUCCGGAAUUUGAUCUGAGUGAUAAUAACAAGAAAAAUAAAUAAACACCUCUCCGAUAGAGACCGGCUAAGCUAUUGCCUAUUGCAAGAAAUCGUCAUCAUUAGCAAGUCAUUACGGUAUUGCAUAUUAUAAGCUUAUCAGGAACUUGGAACUUGGUCCAAGAACCUCCACUGGUGAGACUUGCAUGUAAUGAUAGCUUAUACUUGUCCUAUGAUUCUGGCAAAGUUCUAUCAAACACUGUCCUAGGGUUUUUUUACGGCCAUGUUUGUCCUGAGUGUACAGUAGUGGACUGCAAAAUCACCUCAGGAUUUGUUGUCGAUAAACUAUUUAACUAAGGCUAUAUACAUAAUUAUAUAUCAUAAUGUAUAUCAAUUUUAAAGGGGAAGGUUAUCAGAAUCUGAAACACAAAUAAAAAAAUGCAUUAAGUAAGUAUGUAAACGACUUUUAGCCAACUCACGUCCGUGGCACCAUUUUUCUCAGCAGCUACGUACGAGUUUCGCGCCUUCCAACCUUUCCAAAGAAGCCCAAUCAUUUUUUCCUUCUUCUGAUAUUGCAUUCUUAACCUGACAAGACUAAGUGACAACAACAAGAAAUAAAAUAGAUACCAUUCCGAUAGAGGCCGCGUAAGCUAUGGACCUAUUGCAAGAUAACGUACUCAAAGGCUAGUCAUUAUAAUCCAACAGACGUAACAUGAUUAGAAUGCGGGAGGACGCAAAUGUAGUAUGUUUUCUUUCACCACAAUCUUGUUUUAUUAAUCCAGGCUUAUAUCUUGUCUUAUAAACAAUGCCGAAUGGUACAACAAACGUAUCGUAAACGUAAGGUUGCCUGGUAGUAAUUGCUACCUUGGCAAUAAAGCCGCCUUUUGCACCAGUUAUUGCCUGAACUUGUUUAAUGUGUUUCUUUUGUAUACAAUAGAGUCAUUGUAUUGCAUCUUGAUUAGAAUGACUUAUUUCUUGUUUCUCUCGUACUAAGCUGUAUAGUUGUAUAGUUGUAUUGCUGUUAGUGUUAAAGAGACACAUAUUUCGUCUCUUUCGCAUAAGGCGAUGUACUACAUUUCCGUCCCGCCGCAUUCUAAUCAUGUUACGUCUGUUGGAUUAUAAUGACUAGCCUUUGAGUACGUUAUCUUGCAAUAGGUCCAUAGCUUACGCGGCCUCUAUCGGAAUGGUAUCUAUUUUUUUUUUUUCUUUGUUGUCACUUGUCAGGUUAAGAAUGCAAUAUCAGAAGAAGGAAAAAAUGAUUGGGCUUCUUUGGAAAGGUUGGAAGGCGCGAAACUCGUACGUAGCUGCUGAGAAAAAUGGUGCUACGGACGUGAGUUGGCUAAAAGUCGUUUACAUACUUACUUAAUGCAUUUUUUUAUUUGUGUUUCAGAUUCUGAUAACCUUCCCCUUUAAAAUUGAUAUACAUUAUGAUAUAUAAUUAUGUAUAUAGCCUUAGUUAAAUAGUUUAUCGACAACAAAUCCUGAGGUGAUUUUGCAGUCCACUACUGUACACUCAGGACAAACAUGGCCGUAAAAAAACCCUAGGACAGUGUUUGAUAGAACUUUGCCAGAAUCAUAGGACAAGUAUAAGCUAUCAUUACAUGCAAGUCUCACCAGUGGAGGUUCUUGGACCAAGUUCCAAGUUCCUGAUAAGCUUAUAAUAUGCAAUACCGUAAUGACUUGCUAAUGAUGACGAUUUCUUGCAAUAGGCAAUAGCUUAGCCGGUCUCUAUCGGAGAGGUGUUUAUUUAUUUUUCUUGUUAUUAUCACUCAGAUCAAAUUCCGGAAGCAAUAUAAAAAAAAUCGGUAAGAUACUUUUGGAAGGGGUAAAAGGCAUGAAACUUGAACUUAGCUACCGAGAAACAAUGGCGCUGCAGAUAUAAAUUGACUAUAAUUCGCUUACAAAAAGAUUUUUUUUUGUUUUUUUUUUAUGUUUCGGAUUCUGGAAAAGAUCCUCUUUAAAAUGAUAUACAAUAUGAUACAUAAUUAUUUAUGUAGACUUAGUUAUCCAGCAACACAUCUUGAGUCGAUUUUAGCUCCCACUGUAUUUUAUCACAUUUUUAGCCAGGACAAACAUGGCCGUAAAAAAAGAACCCCGGGACAGAAUCUGAUAGGACUUUGCCAGAAUCAUAGGGAAAGCAUAAGCUUUCAUUACAUAUAAGUCUCAUCAGUGGAGGUUCUUGGACCAAGUUUCAUACAAAAGUGCCCAUUGUCAUUUAAUCGUGAAAUGAUUUACGUACUUUAAAUAGUGUAAUCAGACAAUCUUUCUUAAUACUAACGUGAAAGUACAAAUCGAAAACAUACUUAAAAUUCUCUCAAACCCGUGUAAUUCAAUAGUUAUUUAUUGAUUUGCUCAAAUAAAAUCACGAUCAUAUUUAAUUUUACGUGUCGAACAUUUGAGAUACAACUCUGUGUGUAAUAAAAAUUGAAAUCUUUGUUAGAUGGGCAUGUUGCUAUGUACAUUCCAUAGGUGUCUUGAACAUCUGUUGUUAAUUUAUUAUUGUCAAAAGUCUUUAUUAGCAAAAAUGUACAUAUCACAUCCACACUGAAACAGCCGGAUUAUAUAAUAGAGGUAUUGUGUGUCUAUAUGUAAAUAUAAUAACUCUGGAGCCUGGAGCUCGAUUGUUUUAGAUUAUUUAUGUAAUGUGAUUCUAUAAUUUAAUAUAGUACUUUAUUAAAUAAUUUGGGUUUUUAUAAAAAAAACAUAUUUUCAUAAAACUACCAACAUUAUUAUAUGAAACUAAAUCAUGUUGAGCCAAUAAGGAAAAAUCGACAAUCAAAACUGUAGCUAGCUCAGUCUGUGUAAGAGCUGUUAGCAAUGUUAUUACUAAAAUAAAUUUACAGAAAAUCUA